AUGAUACUUCAACUCCCCAACGAACUUCUCUCGCGCAUCGCCGACUUCUCGCAAGACGAAGAUCUUCUAUCAUUGCGCGUCACCUGCAAACUUCUAGAGCAAAACACCCGCAGACGCUUCAUAUCUGCAUUCAUCACGGAGACUACCUUCCAUGCCUCUCUCUUGGGCAUUCGACGCCUC
This is a messenger RNA of Aureobasidium melanogenum CBS 110374, 180 nucleotides long. RefSeq lists its product as uncharacterized. Lineage: Eukaryota; Fungi; Ascomycota; Dothideomycetes; Dothideales; Saccotheciaceae. The record is from RefSeq and is a predicted model, not a curated record. The transcript has a single exon. The annotation marks the transcript as partial. Gene Ontology annotation, molecular function: protein binding.